Messenger RNA from Colius striatus (speckled mousebird), 3224 nucleotides. It is a transcript of the gene ELAPOR1, whose product is annotated as endosome-lysosome associated apoptosis and autophagy regulator 1. The coding region runs from base 49 to 3030 and encodes 993 amino acids. The record is from RefSeq and is a predicted model, not a curated record. Gene Ontology annotation, biological process: positive regulation of vacuole organization; autophagosome assembly. The transcript has 22 exons. NCBI's taxonomy places the organism in Eukaryota, Metazoa, Chordata, Aves, Coliiformes, Coliidae. Gene Ontology annotation, cellular component: late endosome; trans-Golgi network; lysosome.
CGGUGCCCGCUCGGGGCCGAUCGCAACCGCCGCCGCCGCCGCUGCGCCAUGGCCGGGAGCGGGAGCGGGGCCCGGGGGAUGCUCCUCGCCCUCUGCAUCGCGGCCGCCGUCCUGCCGGGCCGCGCCGGGGAGCGGCUGCACGUCUGCAAGGAGUCCGAGUACCACUACGAGUACACGGCGUGUGACAGCUCGGGCUCACGCUGGAGGGUGGCUGUGCCACACACCCCGGGACUCUGCACCGGGCUGCCGGACCCCGUCCAGGGCACCGAGUGCUCUUUCUCCUGCAAGGCAGGUGAGUUCCUGGACAUGAAGGCUCAGGCGUGUAAACCCUGCGCCGAGGGCACCUACUCGCUGGGCACCGGCGUCCGCUUCGACGAGUGGGACGAGGUGCCCCACGGCUUCGCCAAUGUGGCCACCAACCUGGAGCUCGACGACAGCUUCAGCGACACGGUGGAGAACUGCACAGGCUCGACGUGGGUGCCACUGGGGGACUAUGUGGCCUCCAACACGGACGAGUGCACGGCCACGCUCAUGUACGCCGUCAGCCUCAAGCAGUCGGGCACCGUCUCCUUCGAGUACAUUUACCCCGACAGCAGCAUCGUCUUUGAGUUCUUUGUGCAGAAUGACCAGUGCCAGCCCACGGUGGAGGAGUCGCGCUGGAUGCGGACGACGGAGAAGGGAUGGGAGUUCCACAGCGUGGAGCUGAGCCGCGGUAACAACGUGCUGUACUGGCGAACCACAGCCUUCUCCAUCUGGGCCAAAGUCCCCAAACCGGUGCUGGUGAGGAACAUCAGCAUCACAGGGGUGGCUUAUACCUCCGAGUGCUUCCCCUGCAAACCCGGGACGUACGCGGCGGCCGCCGGCUCCUCCUCCUGCCAGCUCUGCCCCGCCGACACCUUCUCCAGCAAAGGGGCCACCGCCUGCCAGCCCUGCGAGCCCGCUGCCUACGCCGAGCCCGGCUCAGCAUCCUGCAAGCUGCGCCCGCCCUGCACCGACACGGAUUACUUCUACACCCACAGCGCCUGCGACGACAACGGGGAGACUCAGCUGAUGUUCAAGUGGGCAGAGCCGAAAAUCUGCAGCGAGGAGCUUCCCGAAGCGGCCAAACUGCCGCCGUCCGGGGUGAAGAGCCGCUGCCCGCCCUGUAACCCCGGCUUUGCCCAGGGCAACGGCAGCUCCUGCCAGCCCUGUCCCUACGGCUCCUACUCCAACGGCUCCGUUUGCCUCAGUUGCCCGGCGGGCACGGAGCCGGUGCUGGGCUUGGAGUACAAGUGGUGGAACGUGUUACCCCCCAACAUGGAAACCACCGUCCUCAGUGGCAUCAACCUGGAGUACAAGGGGAUGGCAGGCUGGGAGGUGGCUGGGGAUUACAUCUACACGGUGGCAGGAGCCUCUGAUAACGACUUCAUGAUCCUCACACUGGUGGUCCCAGGCUUCAGCCCUCCAAGCCCGGUGCUGGAGGACACAGAGAGCAAGGAGGUGGCCAGGAUCACUUUUGUCUUUGAGACCAUCUGCAGUGUCAGCUGUGAGCUCUACUUCAUGGUGGGCAUCAACUCCCGCACCAACACGCCGGUGGAGACGUGGACAGGCUCCAAAGGGAAGCAGUCCUACAGCUACAGCGUGGAGAAAAAUGCCACCACGAGCUUCACGUGGGCUUUCCAGCGCACCCCCUACCACGAGGCGGGCCGGAGAUACACCAAGGACGUGGCCAAGCUCUACUCCAUCAACGUCACCAACGUGCUGGGAGGGGUGGCAUCGUUCUGCCGGAGCUGUGCCCCCGAGCCAGCGGGUUCCUGCGCCUCGUGCCCCCCUGGGAACGCUGUGGACCAGAGCACAGGCACCUGCCAGCCCUGCCCACCCGGCACCUACCUGCGGGGUCACCCCUCGGACGGGCCCCCGGCCUGCCAGCCCUGCCCACCCGGCACCAUCAGCAACCAGCUCCGCUCCCUCUGCUACAACAACUGCAGCUUCUCCCUGGCACUGCCGGGCCGCAUCCUGCACUACGACUUCUCGGCGCUGAGCGCUGGCACAACCUUUGCCAGCGGCCCCAGCUUCACUGCCAAGGGCCUCAAGUACUUCCAUCACUUCAGCAUCAGCCUCUGUGGCAACCAGGGCAGGAAGGUGGCCUCCUGCAGUGACAACGUGACGGAGGCGCGGCGGCCGCUGGCCGAGGGCGCCGGUGCCCGCCGGGUGCUGGCCUACGUGUGCCAGGCCAUCCUGGUGCCCCCCGACGUCAUGGGCUCCAAGGCAGCCGUGUCCUCGCAGCCCGUCAGCCUGGCUGAUCGCCUCCUGGGUGUCACCACCAGCCCCUCUCUGGAAGGCAUCACCUCCCCCCCUGAACACUUCCCCUCUGCCCCCCCCGACCUGCCCGACAUCAUCUUCUUCUACAGGUCCAACGAUGUCUCGCAGCCGUGCGGGGGGGGCCGAGCCACCACCAUCCGCCUGCGCUGCGACCCGCUGCGCCCCGGCCCCGGCACCCUGGCUGUGCCCAGCAAAUGCCCCGAGGGCACCUGUGACGGCUGCACCUUCCAGUUCCUGUGGGUGACGGGGGAGGCCUGUCCCCGCUGCUCCCCCGACCACUAUCGCCCCAUCGUGGGAGCCUGUCUGGGGGGAGUCCAGAGAACCACGUACGUGUGGCGGGAGCCGCGGCUGUGCCGUGGGGGCCACUCGCUGCCGGCCCCGAGCGCGCGGCGCUGCCGGAGCCUGGAGUUCUGGCUCAAGGUCGGGAUCUCGGCCGGCACCGGCGCCGCCAUCGUCCUGGCUGCCCUCGCUGCCUACUUCUGGAAGAAGAAUCAGAAGCUGGAGUACAAGUACUCGCGGCUGGUGAUGAACGCGGCGGCCAGGGACAGCGAGCUGCCGGCCCCGGACAGCUGCGCCAUCAUGGAGGGGGAGGACGCCGAGGACGAGCUGGUGUUUGCCACCAAAAAAUCCCUCUUUGGCAAAAUCAAGUCCCUCACUGCCAAGCGAACGCCGGAUGGUUUCGACUCGGUGCCGCUGAAGCCGUCGGGUGGCAGCGCCCUGGAGCCGUGACGGGGGGAGGGGGCACCCCCAGCCCCCCAGCCCCCACCCACCGUGGCCUUAGGGAUCAGCUUCGGGUUGGCUUUUGUAGGGGUGUGUGUGAGGGGGGUCCCCCAAGCCCCCCCUUGUGUGUGUGUGUGUGUGUGUGUGUGUGGGGCCCCUUCACCAAGCACCAAACCAAUGCCAAAUAUAUGUAGGGGGGGUUG